AUGAACCGAUAUGCCAAUUCUACAACUGUUACGGAAUUCUUCCUUCUUGGAUUUCCAGGAGUUCUUCCAGAAUAUUAUGCAGCAGUUGGAACUCUUCUUCUUUUCAUUUUUGUCAUACUUACAGUGGGCAAUGUUUUUACUAUUGCAUUUGUGUCUUAUGAAAAAAGCCUUCAAAAACCAAGCUAUCUUAUCUUCUGUAAUCUUGCUGCAGUGGAUGUUGCUUUUGGAACAACCACAAUGCCCAAAAUCAUUGCAAAGUACCUGCUUAAAGAUGAAACCAUAGCUUUCCAUUCUUGCUUCAUACAAAUGUUUUUUGUCCAUUAUUUAGGGAAUGUCACAUCUUUCCUUUUGUUAAUAAUGGCUAUUGAUCGAUUUAUCGCAGUAUGUAACCCUCUCAGAUAUUCUACUCUUGUUACAAACCAUUCCAUGGCAAUUGUAUGUGUAGUGUGUUGGGUGAUUCCAGUCUCAUGGUUUGUACUGAUACUUGUGCAGACUGCAGCUGUUCCCUACUGUGACUCCAAUGUGAUAACCCAGUGCUUUUGUGACCAAAUCUCAAUAAGUAAAUUGGCCUGUGGUGAUUUAAGGUCUUUAAUUUUGUUUUGCUUCUCUAUGGCUAUGUUUGUUCUGUUGGGCCCCCUUUCUUUUAUCAUAUUCUCUUACAUAGCAAUCAUCAUAACUGUCUUAAAAAUGUCUAACGUUCAAGCAAGGUACAAAACAUUCUCUACAUGUAGCCCUCAACUUCUUAUCAUAUGCCUUUACUAUCUGCCCAGAUGUGCUGUCUAUGCUAAUGACAUAAAAGGUCAAAUGAGUGUUAGUACUCGCAUUAUGCUCAUUAUGUGGUAUAGUCUGCUUCCCCCGUUGGUCAAUCCAAUUAUAUUUUGCUUCAGAACUAAAGAAAUACGAGAAAUGUUAAUGAUGAAAAUAAGAAAAAAGAAUGUCAAAGGUAAGCAGGAAGCUUCUUUAGGAGGAAAGAUGAGGUAG
Messenger RNA from Pygocentrus nattereri (red-bellied piranha), 981 nucleotides. RefSeq names its product olfactory receptor 1500-like. The record is from RefSeq and is a predicted model, not a curated record. The transcript has a single exon. Gene Ontology annotation, cellular component: membrane. Gene Ontology annotation, biological process: G protein-coupled receptor signaling pathway. Bases 1 to 981 code for a protein of 326 amino acids. Gene Ontology annotation, molecular function: olfactory receptor activity; G protein-coupled receptor activity. NCBI's taxonomy places the organism in Eukaryota, Metazoa, Chordata, Actinopteri, Characiformes, Serrasalmidae.